AUGAAUUUCGGCUCGGAUCCUCACUACUUGGCUUCCUCCUACAGGAAGAUUUUCGGGGAGUCGCCCCGUUACUCCGCCCGCUUGGGAGGCUCGGCGGUGAGCAGCAGCUACCGCUCACAAUCUGUGUCGCGCAGCAGCCAUGCCGUUUCCUACCGGCUGGCGCAGGCGGAGAGCUUGGACCUCAGCCAGGCGGCGGCGGUCAACGACGAGUUUCGCCUGACCCGCACCAACGAGAAGGAGCAACUGCAGGGCCUCAACGACCGCUUCGCCGGCUACAUCGAGAAGGUGCGGCAGCUGGAGCAGCACAACCGCCUGCUGGAGGCUGAGCUGGGCGCGCUGCGGCAGCGCCACGCAGAGCCGAACCGCCUGGCCGAGCUGUUCCAGGGCGAGCUCCGCGAGCUGCGCGCCCAGCUCGACGAGACCGAGGCCGCCCGGGCGCAGGCGACGCUGGAGCGGGAGCGCAUGGCCGAGGACAUGCAGCGCCUGCGGGCGCUCUGCGAAGAGGAGGCCCGCGCCCGGGCCGACGCGGAGCAGGCCUUGCGCGCCCAGCAGCGGGAGGCGGACGGCUCCACCCUGGCGCGCAUGGCGCUGGAGAAGAAGGUGGAGGCGCUGCUCGACGAGGUGGCCUUCCUGCGCAAGGUGCACGCGGAGGAGCUGGCGGAGCUGAGCGCCUCCCUGCAGGCGCCGCCCAUGGUCGCCCUCGAGCCCGACUCCGCCAAGGCCGACCUGACCGCGGCGCUCAAGGAGCUGCGCGCGCAGUACGAGGCGCUGGCCGCCAAGAACCUGCAGGCGGCCGAGGAGUGGUACCGCGCCAAGUUCGCGAACCUCAGCGAGCAGGCGGCGCGCAGCACCGAGGCCAUCCGCGCCAGCCGCGAGGAGAUCAGCGAGUACCGCCGCCAGCUGCAGGCGCGCACGCUCGAGGUGGAGAGCCUGCGCGGGGCCAACGAGUCCCUCGAGCGGCAGCUCCACGAGAUGGAGGAGCGGCACAACGCCGAGGCGCUCAGCUUGCAGGAGACUGUCAGUCAGUUAGAAAGUGACCUGAGAGAAACAAAGAGUGAAAUGGCUCGACACCUGAGAGAAUACCAAGAUUUACUCAAUGUCAAAAUGGCCCUGGAUAUAGAGAUAGCAGCAUACAGGAAGCUGUUGGAGGGUGAAGAGACACGCUUUAGUACUUCUGGCAUCAGCAUCUCAUCUCUAAAUCUCCCUUCCAACCCCAUUUACUCCUUCCAACCCAGGCUCUUUAGUUCAUCUGUAGUCAGCAGCUCCAAAUUAUCUCCCACUCUCUCUUUUAAAAAAGAGGAGAAAGAAGAGGCCAAGUUGGCUUCAAAAAUCUCAUCAAGCCAGGUAGGGGAAGCUUUUGCUGAAAUGAUUGAAGAGACCAUAACAUCCACUAAGAAAACGGAACGAACAAACCUGGAAGAAGGGAGCAUUGCAAACCAAAAAAUGUAA
Messenger RNA from Varanus komodoensis (Komodo dragon), 1449 nucleotides. It is a transcript of the gene INA, whose product is annotated as internexin neuronal intermediate filament protein alpha. Lineage: Eukaryota; Metazoa; Chordata; Lepidosauria; Squamata; Varanidae. Gene Ontology annotation, molecular function: structural constituent of postsynaptic intermediate filament cytoskeleton. Bases 1 to 1449 code for a protein of 482 amino acids. Gene Ontology annotation, cellular component: intermediate filament; postsynaptic intermediate filament cytoskeleton; cytoplasm. Gene Ontology annotation, biological process: intermediate filament organization. The transcript has 3 exons. The record is from RefSeq and is a predicted model, not a curated record.